AGAUAUCCAAGAAACUCACGCCAGGAAAUUUGAUGAUGCUAAUACAUCUUUCUACAAAUUCUCGUGUUGAUAGGUCUUAGCAAAAAAUGGCACUCCCUACGCACCGCGCAAGUAUCUUUGAACGGUGCUGCGAUGUGAAGCAAAGACUAGAAAUUUUGAAAGAUGAAGUCGAAAAUGAGACCCAGAGCGAUCGGCUACUUACACAACCGAAUGCUGUUGAUGAUAUCUUGGACCGAUACUUACUGUGGGCUGGAAAUCUAGGUGUUCUUUAUCCGCCAACGGACCAGUUUUCGCUUGAACGUCUUCUCUCUAUUAUUCCAGAAGCCCGAGACCAGAUGUAUGACUUCCUGGACGACAUUCUUAACGCUAUUAAUGAAUGGAGAGAUAAACUACCUGUUAAUCGGCUUGACCAAACUGAUAUGACUGCGGGGAAUCUGCAAGGCGAGCUGAAACCGGCGCUUGAUCAUCAUUCAGCUUAUGAAGAGACUCAGACUAUGAUUGAAGUUGUAUCUCUAUGCGUCAGAUCGCUAUUCAGAAUGAGCGAUCUAGUCCAAGAGGAGAUUCACAAGAGUCAGUCCCUACUGGGCUUCCAGGAAUGGGAUGUCGUAGAGGCAUCAAAUGAAACGACAUGUGUCCAACAACAAUAUAAGUUGCUAAGUCUAGAAAAGACAAGAUGGUUAGCUGAACGAUUAGGGACUGCCAAUGCAAGAAGGAGGCGACAAAUAGUAUACUGGCAUGAUCGUAAAGCACAAUCAGAAGUGUAUAGAAAAAACACACCAGUACAAGAAAGAGCCGAAACAUCGUCAACAGAUACACCUAUGGAUGUAGAAUCUGCGGCAAGUCUUGGAUUACCAAGUUUGAAGGUACUGGCUUUAGAUGGAAUGCCGUUUGAGUGUCCCAUAUGCGCUAUCAGCCAGUCUUUUCAGAGCGAGGGGGAUUGGGUGUUCCAUGCGCUUAGCGACCUUAGGGCAUAUGUAUGCACUGCGGCAGAAUCAGAAUGCAUGGGUAAGAUGUUUAGUAGCCGUGAUGCAUGGGUUGAUCAUGAGUUACUAUUUCAUCGGUCCAGAUAUACUUGCGUAUUAUGUGGCGAGUAUAUUGGCAGCAGGGCCAUUGCCGAAUCCCAUAUUAGUUCUGUCCAUGGUGCAUUCCAGACUGAGCAGAUUAAAGCACUCGUCGACACAGGGCGAGUAGUGCCAACUUACUUUGAAGCCCGCGAUUGUCCCUUCUGUUUUGAAUGGGCUAAAUCACUCAGAUCUAAGGCACACACAGAGGACAAGUCUGUAGUUAUAACAGAUGGAAAACUGCUGGUGGCAAGGAUACAGUUUAUGAAACACAUUGCUACCCACCAGGAACGACUUGCGGCCUCUGUCGUGUCACACCCACGUAGGUCGGCUUUUCGCGUUACUACAAGACACGAAACGGGCGAGAGUUCGACUAUUCAUACUACUCCAACUGCUGCCACUUCUUCAACUGCGCUUACUGGAACCACAACGAGUGAAAGCUCAGCCAGGCCAGAUAAGCAGACAGCUCCUGUAGUUGGCAUUUCACGAGCAGAUAACCGGAGCACGACUAGGAGAGGUUGAGGCGGAUGUAGGGAUAUAGGGAUAUAGGGAUAUAGG
This is a messenger RNA of Daldinia decipiens, 1619 nucleotides long. RefSeq lists its product as uncharacterized. NCBI's taxonomy places the organism in Eukaryota, Fungi, Ascomycota, Sordariomycetes, Xylariales, Hypoxylaceae. The coding region runs from base 87 to 1583 and encodes 498 amino acids. The record is from RefSeq and is a predicted model, not a curated record. The transcript has 4 exons.